Molecule: messenger RNA, 8013 nt
Organism: Nezara viridula (southern green stink bug)
Lineage: Eukaryota; Metazoa; Arthropoda; Insecta; Hemiptera; Pentatomidae
Source: the annotation of a GenBank genome assembly
GCGGUCGCCAUGUUGGAUUAGCUCAUAACGUAUUUGUACUCUUUACAUUCGGUAAUAGUAUUUUAACCAAAGUGACAUUUAGUGUUUGUUUAUAGUUUGAGAGAUGGACUUUUAUUGAGUCGUUUUAGGUUAUUUUAUGGAGGUGCUAAAAAAUAAUUUAUCCUAUUGAUGAAAGGGACAGAACCGACCAAUCAGAAGGCUUGUUUCAUAAAACAUAGUUUUAGCAACUCAACGUUCUCUCCGCGUCAGUGAAUUAUUGCCUGGUGCUGUCAAACUGACCAAUAAUGCUUUCAGAUGCUGCGUGCAUUUCGGUGUUUGUGUUAAUUCAUUAUUUUUGUGUGUUUAUUUAAUUUUAACCCAGUGAAUGGCCAAGUGUUGUGGGUCACGUGACCAUUAGUGAAAAAUGGCGCAAAGAUGGACUGCAAACAUGGAUACUUCUUGAUAAAGUUAUGUCAUUUGGCUUUGUUUACAAGUGUAAGUUAAACUUCUACACGUGAACCAUAACCUGCUGUUUUGUGUUAUAACAGUCAAAAUGUCAGCUAGGGGCGCAAAAAGACGGGGGAGGCCCCCCAAAUCCGUUGUUAUGGAAAGACCUAGGAAAUUUCAGUACCAUUUAAUGAAAAAGCCAAAAUACCUCCUAGGUUUAAAUAAUGAUGGAAAAGGUUCCGAAACGCCUAACUCUCAGACAAGUACACCCACUGCAUCUAGAGGAUCUUCUCCUAUUGGAAGUGAAAGCAGUAGAAGAAGUUUCAGACCAAGAGGAAGACCAAAAUCUAGAGGAAUUAGGGGAAGACCAUCUUAUAGAAGGGGUUAUAAUCCUGACUUGGUAGAUUAUAAGGACUCUGAAUAUCAUUAUGGCUCAGACUUUGGUGAAGAUUCUAGUGGUAAAAGUGACCAUGAUGAUGAUGUUUUAUCAAAAAGUAGUGAUUCUGAAAUGAAUCUGAAAGAUGAUUUAAGUGAUAGUGACUUUUCGUUGUCCAGUUACAGUACUGCUAGUGGUACUACUCGUAAACCCUAUAACUAUAUUAGGAAUCCUAGCCCGGUACCCCUUUGGCUUCAAGAUAUUGAACUUCCCGUCUUGGAACUCCCUAAAUCCUCUGAUGAUCUCCUUAUACAUAGAGAAUUAGUGAUGCAAGCCCUUUCUAUAUAUGAAGUGCUUAGGCAUUUUAGAAACUUAGUGAGACUCUCCCCGUUUCGAUUUGAAGAAUUUUGUGCGGUGUUAAUGUGCGAAGAACAAACGUAUAUGUUAGCUGAAAUUCAUAUUAUGUUAUUAAAAGCUAUUCUGAGAGAAGAGGAUGCUCAACAGACUCAUUUUGGCCCUCUUGAUCAGAAAGACAGUAUUAAUAUCUCAUUGUUUUUUGUGGAUGCAGUUACUUGGCCAGAAGUGUUACGAUCAUAUCUAGAAAGUGAUAAAAACUUUGAUUCUAAUGUUUUAGAUGUCUUAACUAAUUUUGAGUACCCCUUUACAGAAGUUGAAAAUAGGUUAAAAGUCUUGCAGUUCCUUACCGAUCAAUUUUUGAUCACCAAUCCUGUCCGUGAAGAUUUGAUACACGAAGGUAAUUUUACUUACGAUGAUCACUGUCGAAUAUGCCAUCGUGUGGGUGAUCUGUUAUGCUGUGAAACCUGUCCAGCAGUAUUUCAUUUAGAAUGUGUUGAACCACCCUUACAAGAUAUUCCUCAAGAAGACUGGCAGUGCAAUAUAUGUCGGGCUCAUAAGGUUACUGGAGUUAAUGAUUGUAUUCCGGAUGUCGAGAAGUCAGGUCUUCUUUGUCGUCAAGAGCACCUUGGUUUUGACAGACAUGGAAGGAAAUAUUGGUUUCUUACGAGACGAAUAUUCGUUGAAGGGGAUAAUGGAGAAGCCUGGUAUUACUCCUGUCCCGUCCAGUUUGAACUUCUUUUGGAAAGCUUGGACAGUGUAAAUUACGAAGCAGCUUUAUGCCAAGAAAUGCUGGAUUUUAAAGAUGAAAUCAUCAGGCAAAUGAAUAUAACCGAAAGAAUCACCAAUCAAGCCAAAGGAAAUAGGAAAUCUUAUUUGGAAAUCGAAACAGCAAAUAUCUUAAAAAUGAAGAAAGAAAAAGGUGAAAGGAAAUCCGAUGAAAGUGUGACUGAUAUGGAUAAUAGCCUCCAAAUGAAUUCAACUGAUUAUGCUAACGAAGAAAUUGUUGAUUCAGAAUCUAACAUGCAAGGAUCUCCGCGAUCAGGUUCACCUGAAGACAAGAACUCAGAACAGGAAGAUGAUGAUAUUGAAAAUGUCAAGUAUGGAAAGGAUGGAAAGAAACAUUCAAUAGCGACAAGAUCAAGGACAGGGGCUAUAACUCCGAGGACAUAUUCUGCCGAUGACAUCAAGAAAAAAGGUGAUAAGCUUCAAGAUAUUGGAGAUAAUAGUCGUUUAACUCGCCUCAAAGCUCAUCAAAUAGCAACAGGUACCCAUUUAUUCAAGCUUGGAAUGGAGAAUGGAUACAAGGCGUACAACAAUCAGUUUAGUACGAAUACUGCAGCUUUGAAUAAACCUCAGAGAAAUGAAGAGCGUGAUAAAAAGAGAUAUCUUUCUCAUAAAUUCAGUCUUACUCAGGCAUCUGAAUUCAAAUGGGCUGGACCAGUUCACGGUACCAAAACUCAACUCCUUUCUACCGUCCGCCAAACCAUGCUACAGUUAGAAAAUGCGAUCGCUAGCUCACUUAUGCACGUAAAUUGGAGCCAGUUGAGAAAACACUGGGUAAAUGCAGUAGCCUCGUCCAGUUCUCCGAGGGACUUUGCAAGAGCUAUAAUCGUAUUACAAGCUUGUAUGAAACCAGCCGUUUAUGCUCCAGUCUGGCAGGAAUCUCUUGGUCAUAUAAGGCUGCAAAGAAUUACUGCAAAUGAAAGAGAAGAAAGGAAAAGAAUUGAGAAAAAAGAAAAGAAGGAAAGAGAAGAAGAGGAGGAGAGAAAUCGGCUUUUAAACUUUGUAAAAUAUACGCUCGGCCUAAAACAUCAAGUUUGGAAGCAGAAAGGAGAAGAAUAUCGUUUACACGGGCAGUGGGGCUGGCAAUGGCUCUCUGCCGUUCGUAAUUAUAAGUAUCUUGACUGCAGAACCGUCGGUCUCAGAGCUGGUCCACAGAAGUACAUGGUUCAGGUCAAAGAUGACCAAGGUAUCAAAAUUCUUGCCGUAGAACCUUCUAUCUAUAAAUACCUCAUGGAAAAGAAGGAAUUAAACAAUUCUGAAGACAGAGCAAGCCUCAGUGCUCUUUCAGAAAUAAUUAAUAUAAAUUUUUAUAAGAAUCUCAAAGUUUUCCCACCUAUUACAAAAUUUGAAGAGAUUAAUAUCACCAAAGCUUUAACAACGCCUGGGCGAUUACAUUAUCCAAAAGUAGCUAAAAAAUCAAAAUUGGACGAAUUCCUCGGGAGACGUACACAUCUUAAAUUGCUGGAAGAACGGCAGUUAAGUCAGGCCAAUAAUGUAAAUAAAAGUUCAACUCCGGCCGGAGUAAUUGGGAAAGAUUUAAGGAGUGUUCUUACAGCUAUCGGAAGAAGAGUCGCAACGAUAAAAACUCAGUACUCUAUUUUAAAUAAACAAUGUAGAAUGUAUCGUUGUUAUGUUAAGGAUUGUGAUGGACAAGCGAGUACCUCGUGCUAUUCACCUGUUUGUAUACAAAGGAUUGCGUUGCGCAGGGAGUUGUUGACUCUACUUCGGAAAGCCAACACAGCAAGAAGUAGCAAUAUGCUUACUCCACAUUCCAAUGAUAAAACAGAUUUAAAAAAUUCUGAUUCAACUAUGGAAGAAAAGAAAAUGAGUGGUGCGGAAACAUUAAGAGCUGUUUUGGAAGGAAAAAUGGAAGAUAGUAAACCAUUAAUCAAAACAGAACCUGAAGAUAAUGAUGUGGAUGUUACCAGUAUUCCGGCCGAAAAUGAAGUUGUCAUAAAAACUGAAAAUUGUACUGAUAAUGAAGACAAAAAAGGACUAGUUGGGGUCAAGCUCGAGGCGGAAGAAGUCAACAUGGAAGUCUGUAACGAAGUGGAAAUCGGUACGACAGAGGAAGAAGUGAAAACCGACGAGAAGGCCAACAAUUGUUUAGAUGGAGUAUCGUCAAGUGACAUAAAGACUGAGGAUGGGACCCAUUUAAAUUCUACUAUCAAGACCGAACCAGGUGCGACAACGACCUCUAAUAACAAUACGAUAAAACCAAAAGAAGAAGAAAACAACCGAAUUUAUUCUUCUUCUUGCACUAAAGGAAAGGUGUACUUAAAAAAAGUAGUCGUAAGUUCCGAUAAAAAGAAGAAGCGUACUCAAGUGAAAUAUCCUAAAUGUUCAACAUUCUUGACCAAAAGCAAGAAGAAGAGUAUUCUGAUUCUUCCGCAGCACGAACUCUCCAAAUUAGCAAGGUUAGGUGGUAAAAUCGCAGUUAGCGGUUUUAAUCACUUGGCCAAGGUGAAUGCGAAUCCUCAAGCAUGGCCGUAUCCUUGCUCAAGACCUACAUUCAAGACUUGUUGGUUAUUUAGAACUAUUAGCUUCAAGAAUUUGGCAGCUGCCGGUUUACAAUUAAGGACUGUAUGGGCAUGUUUAAAAUGGGAUGAUAUGCAGGUAAAACCACCUUCAAGUGAUGGUAAACACCAAGUUACGACUGAAACCGAAAUUAUGACGACUGAAAUCCUUAAACAUCGUCAGCUUGGAAAUUUUCUUGAAAGAACUGAAUACCUUCUUCGUAAGGUUGUGAUCCCAUUAGAAGUUCCUAAAACAGUAAGAGAAGUGCAAUCCAUAAGGACAGGCCUGCGGAAGAGGAAAAGGGAAGAGGCUCCGCAGAAUACAGAACCUCAAGUAUCUGAAGAAUGGGUCGAUGAAUCCAAACUAGAACUUUGGGAAAUCAAGUUAUAUGGCGAGAGGUUGGAAAGAGCUGCUGUUCAACAAACUAUGGCUCGUACACGAAGUGCUACCGGAAACCUUCCCAAAGAUAAGGAGCCUAAAGUCAAUGUCGAGGAUAUGAAAGAAAAAUUAGAAGCCCAACUGAAAAUGCAGCGAGCGGCUCACCAACAGCGGAAGAAUCAAGCCGCAGCUGCUUCGAAUGCUGCAGAUGCAAAACCAACUCAGCAUGUAAUCAAAUUGGUCCCGAAUUCGAGUGGUGGAGUUGAAACUUAUAAAGUAGUUACGAAGGUCGCUAUCCCUCCUUCACCUGCAACAACUGCUAAGAGUACACUUACCUCUUUGUUGACGAGCACAACCGCAGGCGGUGUUAACAAGACAUUUGGAACUCGGCGGAUAAUAAUGACGAAGAAUGUAGAUGGCACUACUAGAGUCGUUACCGGACCUACCAGUAUUCUUCCGAAGGGAGCGACGACUCAGGUCCAGACUACUCAGCAAUCCCUCAUUAAACUUCCUUCAACUGUGCCAACGCAGCAACGAGUUCAGAUAUCUAAAGGCCCAGAUGGUAAACUCCAGGUCAAGGGAUUGAUGCCAGGCCAGCAGCUGGUGCAGAUGCCGGACGGUAAGCUGCACGUUCUACAUACGGCUUCUACUCCAGUCUCUAAUGCUGUUUCAACUGCUUCCACUGUCGCUACUACCUCUACGUCUCAACAAGCUGUUGUGAAAACUCCAAUUAAUAGCAAAGUGGCUACGAAUAAGCAGGUUGUGAUUAAACAGGUUAACUCUCCCGUUGUUCAAAAAGUGAACAGUGGAAAUACCGUUGUCGUGUCAGGAGGUCAAGUUCUCUCUUCGGGACAGAUAGUUGUACCAGCUAAUAAUGCGCAGGUUGUUAAUAAUCAAAUAGUUGUGAAUAAUGCGAAUUUGGCUCAGCAGCUGGCAUCAGGUAAAGCUACCCUCGCAACUCUGAACGGGCAGCAAGUUCUGAUCAGAACUGGACCAGGAAACCUCCUCAUCAAGUCUCCGACGCCUGGUCAAGCUCUAGUCACCUCUACUGCUGCGCCUUCUGCGAGAAUAGUCCAGACUGGAGGAGUCGGGACUCCUGUCAAGGCUGGAGAUGAAGCCGGACAGCAGACCGAAUCUGCUGCAACUCCGACUCCUGCUGAUCAGGCUGCUCCUCCUCCGAUAAGGAAGAACAUGUCUGAAGAACAGGAGAGUGCCCUGUUGGCUGGUCAACCGCCUGGAACAAUCAUAAAAUGUAUUACUGCUCAAGUCAUCCAGACGCCUCAGGGCCCACGGAUUGUUCUCCAAGGUUUGACUGGUUCCAAUUUUUCACAACAACAACUUGCGGUUAUUCAGCAGCAAGUGAAACAGCAAUUGUUAAAAGCCCAAGCCGAAGGGGGUAACCAAGGUGUUCUCGGCCCGACUAAGAUCUACCUCGCAGUCCAGCCGGCUCAACCCAAGGCAGAUUCAGCUACGGAGCAAUCCAAAGCGCAAGUAAAAUCAGUCAACAUCAAAGAAGAACCUAUUUCACCGACAAAAUCUAUUGUUAACGGUCAACAGUUUGAGACAAAUCAGACACCUAACUCCAAAAAUUCAGGCAAAUUUGUUCUCACUCCUGAUUAUAUCCAACAAACCAUAAAGAAUGCCCUAAAACAAGAAAAUUUAAACCCAGAGGUGGAAGAGAAACUUAUAAAACUGCAGAGAUAUCAAGAAAAGCAGAUGAAAGAGGACACUACGGGAGUUACUACAGUAUCAUCUGCGGUAACGACAACGACCGGCGUCGGGAUUCCAACGACUCCUACAUCUAACUCUCUUACUCUUCCGAGGAAGCGACCUUUGAUACAACAGCAAGAUACUGUACAGGACCUCCCUUCAUCGGAGCCUCCGAUCAAAAAGAAAAUUACCAAAGUUGAGCAAAAAGAGAUUAAGACCACUCCAAAUAACAAGAGCAGGAGUAAAUCUCAUGAGGAUAAAAGAAAACAGCAACUACAGUGCAAACUGCUUGUUCUUCUUUUUAGGCAGAAAGAGGCAUUGAAGAAAGAAAUCCUCAAGAAGAGAGCAUUACUGGAGAAGGAACUACAAGUAGUUAUACAGAAUGAAGUUGCUCAAGAAAUAGCAUCUCGUACCAAAGCUGAGCGGACUAAACAGGAUGAAGUGCGUGUCACGGGCAGUUCCAAAAGAAAAUCAGUUGCACUUGCUCAAGCAGUCGUCCCUGGAAGGGGAGGCGGAGGGGGAAAGAGCAUCACCAAUAGGAGACAGGCGAGCCCUUCGCCGCAGCCCCCACCUCAGCAAGCCCCUCCUCCGCCUCCUCCACAGCCAGCUGUUACCAAUCAUCAUAGGUCCAAGAAAGAAAAACUUCUUUGCAUUUGUAGGACACCUUAUGAUGAAACUAAAUUUUAUGUUGGCUGUGAUCUUUGUAACAACUGGUUCCACGGAGACUGUGUGGGAAUUACCGAGGAAAUGAGUAAGAGUAUGUCUGAGUUCGUUUGUAGCGAAUGCAAACAUGCGAGGGAAACUCAAGAACUUUACUGUCUGUGCAAACAACCUUAUGAUGAAUCACAGUUUUACAUUUGCUGUGAUCGAUGUCAGGAUUGGUUCCAUGGGAGGUGUGUGGGUAUUCUACAGUCCGAAGCGGAUAACAUAGACGAGUACGUUUGUCCUAAUUGUGAAAGGAAUAGGGGCAUCAAUUGUGUAAAUAUGAAAAACCUUAACGGAAAGGAUUUUGAUGCCCUGAGGAAACUUAUCAAGCAAAUACAGGUUCACAAAAAUGCUUGGCCUUUUAUGGAACCCGUAGACCCUACAGAAGCUCCCGACUAUUAUAAAGUCAUAAAAGAGCCAAUGGAUUUACAAACAAUAGAAAAGCGCAUCAAUCAGAGGCACUACAAUAAGUUGACUGAAUUCAUUGGCGACAUGACUAAAAUCUUCGACAACUGUAGGUAUUACAACCCAAGAGAAUCACCUUUCUUCAAGUGCGCCGAGUCUUUGGAAUCAUAUUUUGUACAGAAAGUAAAGACUCUUAGAGACAAGAUACUCGAAAACAAAUAGCCGUUUAAUAUUUUAUAAGAAAAUAUGCUUAAUUUUUUUUUUUUUUUUUUUUUUUUAAACAAUUACCAGUGGUCAUGUGUAGCGGCUGUGCUAAAGUUUUGACACAUCGAUCAUCGUAUACAUAUAAGAACACA